Messenger RNA from Anolis sagrei ordinatus, 1413 nucleotides. Lineage: Eukaryota; Metazoa; Chordata; Lepidosauria; Squamata; Anolidae. The record is from RefSeq and is a predicted model, not a curated record.
CUGGAAGAAUGGCCAAAUGCAACACUCCUUAUUUGCUUCAUCUCGUCUCCUGAUCCCCAUCUGUCACCUGUGUGCAAACAGUCUUUUCCUUUCCAAAUGCUUAUUGUUUGAACUGCGAGGUGGUGAAUUUCCUCAUCCGGAACCCUAAUAAAAGCAGGACAACAGACACCGAACGAAGCAGAAGACCGAGCGAAGGAAGAGAGACACUGAAAAGGUGAGCCAGCAAAUCCUGGAUUUGCAAAGAUUGACAGAAGUGCAACUGCAGUAUCCGACGGCAAGUGAGGGCUACUACUAACGUCAGAGGCAGCCAUAGGUAAUUUUCAACGGUUGUCCGUGAGGAUGCUGCUGCUUUUUCUGCUUGCGUCCUUGUCUCUCCUCUCAAAGGCGGAAGCAAACGACUGCCAGAGUUGCCUCGAUGGAGUGAAGCAGGAUGUCCUCAAUAUCCUGAUGAAGUGGGACAGUUACUCCUCCUCCUCCUCCUCUUCUCCCAACCCAAUUCCCCGGAGCUGCAAAGACAUCAAGAAUGCCAACCAAGCGGCCAAAGACGGGCUGUACCUCCUGGCCACCGCAAACGGGGAGACCUACCAGACCUUCUGCGACAUGACCACCAACGGAGGAGGCUGGACUUUAGUAGCCAGCAUCCACGAGAACAACAUCAAUGGGAAAUGCUCCGUCGGGGACCGCUGGUCCAGCCAAGAAGGCAGCAAUGCCAACAACCCGGAAGGAGACGGCAACUGGGCCAACCGUGCCACCUUCGGCUCGGCCAUCGGCUCGACGAGCGACGACUACAAGAACCCCGGCUAUUACGAUCUGUCAGCACAGGAUGUGUCCGUCUGGCACGUUCCCAACAGAGCCGCCAUGGAGACGUGGCGUGGCACCUCGCUCUUCCGAUACCACACCGAAACGGGAUUCCUGGCCAAUUACGGAGGGAACCUUUUCAGGCUCUUCCAGAAAUACCCGGUGAAAUACGGCAUUGGGAGCUGCCCGCAAGAUAACGGCCCGGCCGUACCGAUCAUCUUUGACGCUGGAAAUGCUGAAAAGGCCGCCCGUUAUUACUCUCCCAACGGACGUGCGGAGGCCGAGCCUGGCUUCAUCCAUUUCCGAGUCUUCAAUUACGAGAAGGCCGCCAUGGCUUUCUGCUCCGGGAUGAAAGCCAAAGGAUGUCACUCCGAACACACCUGUAUUGGCGGAGGGGGCUUCUUCCCUGAAGGGUCGCCCCGCCAGUGCGGAGACUUUACUGGUUUCGACUGGGACGGCUACGGGACCCACAGUGGAUGGAGCGUCGCCAAGGAGCUCCUCGAGUCCUCCAUCUUGCUCUUCUACCGAUGAUAUGAGUGAAGAAAUGCGGGAAAUCAAGAAGACGCAAAGCUUUUCGAACAAUGUGGGCCUUCCCCUGAGGUGAUUUGGACUCCA